UUGACCGUUUCGGGUAUAACUGAAAUUAGAUGCGAAAUUUGGCAGAGAGAGGGUGAAAAGGCCUAAAAUAUUUCGUCAAUACUAACUAAUUGAAGGGCUCAAUUACCCGCUUUUUAGCUUCGAUCCGUUAAUUAAUCAAAUUUCUUUUCUUCCCAAUCGGUUUGGGUGUUUGCAACUUAAAGUUUCCAAUACAGAUAUAUCUGAGUGAGAUGCAGGACUCAACUACGAGGGCGUUUGAAAGCUCUUCUUCUUCCUCGGGGGACGGGAACAAUGAUGCUGGUGAUUUUGAAUGCAACAUCUGUUUUGAAUUAGCCCAAGAUCCCAUUGUGACUCUCUGUGGUCACCUCUACUGUUGGCCAUGCCUUUAUAGAUGGUUACGUCUUCACUCACAGUGCCAUGAAUGCCCUGUUUGUAAAGCCCUUAUUCAAGAGGAGAAAUUAGUUCCUCUUUAUGGCAGAGGAAGGACUUCUACUGAUCCCAGAUCAAAACCAAUCCCCGGUCUUGAAAUUCCUAAUAGACCUGCAGGACAACGACCUGAAACUGCUCCUCAACCUGAACCAAAUAAUUUUCAUAAUCAUGGAGGAUUUGGUCAUAUGGGAGGAUUGGGAGGAUUUUUUCCCGCAGCAACUGCAAGAUUCAGUAACUUUACAAUGUCAGCUGGUUUUGGUGGAUUGCUCCCUUCAUUACUCAGCUUCCAGUUUCAUGGAUUUCCUGGUCCGACAGCGUAUCCUACUACAUCAAAUUACCCUUUUGGAUAUACUCCUGCAUAUCAUGGGCCCCAUGUUCGUAAUGCUCAAGACACAGCCCAAGUACAAGCAGAUAGCAAUCUCAAGUUUAUGUUCUUACUUGUUGGUUUUCUUGUGCUCAUUUAUUUGUUGGGCUAAAGAAUGGAUUCAGUCUUGGCCUGAUGCUAAUGUGGCUGUCAGAUUUUGUGCAUGUGUAUAUGUCAAUUCUGCACUCACUUUGAAGUUUCUUCUAACUUUGGUGAUCUGUAGAUGCUGGCACAUUGUUAAUUAAAUGUAACCAGUUUAUCUUUCUGUGAAAUAUGUACAUUUUGAAUACUUAAUUUGGUUCUAGCUUGUUUCUGCAUCCCCUUUGGGUGAGAAAACCAAAUAACACAUGCUCUUGAUGGCU
Lycium barbarum (goji berry) is the source of this 1134-nucleotide messenger RNA. RefSeq lists its product as uncharacterized. Gene Ontology annotation, cellular component: endoplasmic reticulum. Lineage: Eukaryota; Viridiplantae; Streptophyta; Magnoliopsida; Solanales; Solanaceae. The transcript is spliced from 2 exons. Gene Ontology annotation, molecular function: ubiquitin protein ligase activity; ubiquitin-like protein conjugating enzyme binding. Bases 210 to 884 code for a protein of 224 amino acids. Gene Ontology annotation, biological process: ubiquitin-dependent protein catabolic process. The record is from RefSeq and is a predicted model, not a curated record.